UUUUUAUUUUUUAACAAUAUUCAGCAUUCAGUAAGAAAUCCUUCCAUUUUCAGAGGUUCAGCAUUAGACUCCGCACAGUCUUCAGUAACUCAACCUGUACCUGUCCCAGAUAAGAACAGAGUCGUCGAGUUCACAAACACCUCCGCUACAAGGGGCUCCAGUUUACAGUUCUUAGACAUUCCCCCGGGGGACGAUUUUCGCAUCCAUGAUCUCAGUCUAAAUGAAGAGUACUUGCUAUUCGAAGCCUUUUCACAGCUAAUGGGAUAUUUACAACCGACCGGAUUUCCUUCAGGUCUGUUGCGGGAUAUGCUGUACAACCGUAUCCCGACGCAGCUCCUCGUCUUCCAGGUGCUGAAGCUGGAAAUUGUUCUUAUAAUGUGGAUUGUGCUAUGGGCAAUGUUAUCUCUGUGUCUUCCAUCCGCAGUGGCUGCCAACUUCUGUUGCUCGAAUAAUAUCAGACGACUAGAGGAAGAUUUCUCAAGUGGGUCGACGAACUCAAGAGACAGAUGGAUGGGAAGGACAUUGGGAUUUCUCUUGCAUUUGCUGCUCUUAUUGCUACUUUGUCCUAUUAUUCUCAUCCUAGCCGGCAAUGAGCAGAUAUCCAGGUCGAUAUCGAGGGGGCCGUCGUCCGUCAGUUUAAUUUACGAGGAUGUCAACACGUUUAUAAGGAAUACCCAUAUGCAGAUGUCCUUUGUGGUGACGUCGUCCUUGGAUAUCACUAUCGAGGCGAUCCGGAAGGAUCUGGAGGCCGUAGACGUGCUGCUGGGAAAGCCGUAUCAACAGGAACUGUCGUCGGAGACCGGAAUUGAUAUCGCCCUGCUCGGUCUGGACGACUUGAAAACAUCAACUUCCCAUUUGACAUCGCUGGUGUCGGACAUUCUAAGUGAAUGCGCUUCAGCGCGUAUCGCCGGAAGUAUGUUGCAGGAGCAGUUGGUGGAGAUCUCCAGACAACUAACUGUGGCCAGGCAGCAGUGCAGCACGAAGGACCGCACGCUUUGCUACACGCUGCAGCACUCUGGAUUCGACGUUGCGUUCUCCGUAGACAAUAUAACCAACGACGUGAAAAUAAGACACUUGGAGCGCUUUGGCACCGAGGAAAUGUUCAACGCCAGCGUUGAGGCGGCUCGUAAAGCCUUUGCAGAAGUUCCAGACCAAGUUGCUAUGGAAACUUCUACACAUAUAACAGAAAUCAAAGCCCUGCUAAGCAGAAAGAGAACCGAAGUAUACAAAUCAACCCACGCCUUGGACGUCCUGACGACGUCCCUGUCAGAAGCAAUGCGGACUAGUGAGGAGUCCGUUUCUACGGUAAUCCAAAGGGCUGCGGACUUGGAUUUGUGGAGAUGGCUCAGUGUAUUAGGUGUUGCCGCCGUCCUUUCCCUAAUCUGGGGCCUUCUGCUGUGCGGCGCGCCCUGCGGUUGCGGCCUCACCUCCAGGACCAUCCCGUUUCUAUUAGCCGGACUCGGAGUGUCCUGCGUCGCUUGUCUGGCCGUUUGGGGUCUGGGAACGCUGGCGCUCGUCGUGGGAGGCCAUGGGGAGGCCCUGGUUUGCCGCACACUCUACGAGAAGCCCCAUUUUGAGAUGCUUUCCGACCUGGUGGACCCUGGGGGAGUUUUCUUUGGGAACGAGGGCGUCUUUGGCAUGUUUAGAAAGGGAAAUGAUAGUGUAAAUGUUACAGAUGUACUCAGAAAUUGCCAGCGGAAUCAGCCAGUGUACCACACUUUCCAUCUGUACAAUAAAAUAAAUGUAAACACAGUUACAAAUCACAAGGAAUGGGACGACAUGAAGCUUUUAUUUUCCAACUUUACAGCACAGGAGAGCAAUUUGGAAAUUUUAGGACCUUCCCUUCAGCUGAACUUACAAAUUCUAUCGUCGCUCACCUCUACCAACCUGACAACACACCGGACGCAACUUACAACUCCAAUAACAAGGAGAGACCUCAAAUCCUUCGCAGAUCAAUUGAACACAGUGUCUAGACAACUGUCAGAUCCCAUAAGUUCGAGGAAAAUCGACAAUUUGGCCUUCACGGUAAGAAGAGUUAUAAACAACGAGUUGCGCAAGCUUGUUGAGAUUCAGAACAGGAUGUUGUAUAAAAUUACAACCUUAGAAGUACUGCUGCCACCUCUUCAUAGGCAGGUGAACCAAACGUUGUCCCAUUUGACAGCAGUCCAGUACUUCCUUGACAACGAAUCUUGGCAAAUUUCGGAAAGGACGAGACGUCGAUUCAUUUCCCGAAUCGAGUGCUACUUGGAGGAGCUGAGUAGUCACGUGGGCGAUAAAGUGACAAAGGAAAUAGGAAAAUGUCGCCCACUUUGGGAGAUUUUCCACUCCGCCAGAUUCUACGUUUGCAAAUUAAUUGUGGACCCCACGAAUGGAAUAGCGUUUUCGAGCUUCUUCUUAAUUUUACUGUUUCUGACAAUGGCUCCCGUAGUCAUAAAACUGGUGGAACAUUACAAGGAGGGUAAUGAAGAUAUAUUAACUUCGAUAUCGCAUAGGGACAGCAUGAUGAUGGAAAUCGCGGGAACCUGGGCCACCCCGUCAUCCUCGACCCCGGAAUUGCCUUCACGGGAGACGGCGCCCUCCCACGCAGAGUCGCCGCCAACGCCUACUGUGACUAGUCCGGAGUUGGGAAGAUUGCCACAGAUUCCAUCAAUAUCAAGGGCGAAGUCCCCUAGAAGAGGCAGAAACCAUGAAUCGCUGCGUUUGGUGGAACCGAUAUGUUGGAAAUCGGGAUCAACCACGCCUAAAAGCUGGAUAUAA
Messenger RNA from Anoplophora glabripennis (Asian longhorned beetle), 2757 nucleotides. Its product is annotated as prominin-2. The transcript has 18 exons. NCBI's taxonomy places the organism in Eukaryota, Metazoa, Arthropoda, Insecta, Coleoptera, Cerambycidae. The annotation marks the transcript as partial. Gene Ontology annotation, cellular component: membrane. The record is from RefSeq and is a predicted model, not a curated record.